This is a messenger RNA of Racocetra persica, 599 nucleotides long. Lineage: Eukaryota; Fungi; Glomeromycota; Glomeromycetes; Diversisporales; Gigasporaceae. The record is from the annotation of a GenBank genome assembly.
AAAUUAUGGAUUCUCAAGAAAUUACAUACUCUCAAGAAAUCAUAGAUUCUGAGGAUAUUACGGAUCCUGAAGAUAUUAUGGAUUCUAAUAUUUUAGAUUUAAAUGAGGAUUUUAUAACACCAUUUAAGAAUUUUGGUAUACAUUGGAUGGGUUUUUUGUAUUCAAAAGAAUUUAAAAAUGAUAAAGCCCGGCGAUAUAAUGCAAAGUGUACAUAUUGUGAUCACAUAUUUGAAGCAUGUAAAGAAGCAAUGACAAACCAUAUAGUUAAUAUCUGCCAUAAAAUUUCUGCUGAAAAAAGAAUAUUUUAUUCACAAAUAAUUAAAAACAAACUUGAACAAGUUACUGAAAUUUCUACUCACAAAGUAGUCUUAAUGACAGAUUAUUUUGAUAAAUCUACUAUACCACCAGAAAAAGCUACUGAAUUACAUACUUUGUUAUUACGAGCAUUAUUAUAUGGCAAUAUUCCAUUUAGUUUUAUUGAAAAUCCAUUUUUUAUUUUAUUUUUAAACAACUUACGUUCAAGCUAUAAUCCACCAUCAAGAUACGCAUUGUCAAAUAGCAUAAUUCAAAGUGAAUAUGCACGAAUAUUAGUAGAAAUG